This is a messenger RNA of Paramisgurnus dabryanus, 2203 nucleotides long. RefSeq names its product ras homolog gene family, member Aa (gene rhoaa). Gene Ontology annotation, molecular function: GTP binding; GTPase activity. Gene Ontology annotation, biological process: small GTPase-mediated signal transduction. The record is from RefSeq and is a predicted model, not a curated record. NCBI's taxonomy places the organism in Eukaryota, Metazoa, Chordata, Actinopteri, Cypriniformes, Cobitidae.
UCGGGUAUGGGCGUGUCUUAACGGCGUGGCACCGUCGGUGGGCGGGGCCUUGGGGGUCGUACAGGAAAAGAUAAAGAAAGCGAGGACAUCUGAAGCGAAAACGAUGGCUGCAAUCCGCAAGAAGCUUGUAAUAGUUGGGGAUGGAGCAUGUGGAAAGACAUGUUUACUCAUCGUUUUCAGUAAAGACCAGUUUCCCGAGGUCUACGUACCCACGGUGUUCGAAAACUAUGUUGCUGAUAUUGAGGUGGACGGCAAAACGGUGGAACUGGCACUGUGGGAUACAGCUGGACAAGAGGACUAUGAUCGAUUGAGACCCCUCUCUUACCCAGACACUGAUGUCAUCCUCAUGUGUUUCUCCAUAGACAGUCCAGACAGUUUGGAGAACAUCCCAGAAAAAUGGACGCCGGAGGUGAAACAUUUCUGUCCAAAUGUUCCAAUAAUUCUGGUGGGUAAUAAAAAAGAUUUACGAAAUGAUGAGCAUACUCGACGGGAACUGCUCAAGAUGAAACAGGAACCAGUUAAACCAGAGGAAGGCAGAGACAUGGCCAAUCGCAUCAAUGCAUUUGGCUAUCUCGAGUGCUCAGCUAAAACUAAGGAAGGCGUGAGGGAAGUUUUCGAAAUGGCCACAAGAGCGGCGCUCCAAGCCAAGAAACGUGGCAAGAAGAAUGCCUGUGCUUUGCUAUAGAGAACGGAGGAAAAGAAAAUAAAGAGGGAGGGAAAUGGGUUAUUCAAACUAGGCCAAGGAAAAUGAAAGUGCUAUAAAGGGUGCAAAAAGAGGGAUGAAAUACCCCUAGUGUUAAUUAUGUGCUUAGGGGUCAGGGAGGGUCAUUUUUAAUCCAGGCCAGAGGGAACUACUGUUGAUCGUAGUGACUGGUACUGGUAAAAAGGGACUUAGACAUUAUUAUGGCCAAUAUGUUUGACAUCAGUCCUCUUUCAAAUCAAGAUUAGUUGACCUUAAGCCUUCAGACUGAUCACAAGCUAUUUGUAGGGUAAGAUUGAAGUGGUUUGGGGUGGGAUUAUAUGUGAUGUAUUGUUUGGCCCAUACCACAUUUUUUGCAUAGGAGAUCGGCAUUGUUAGCAAGAACAGAAACAAAUGACUUGGUCUAAAAAUAUUCAUUUUUUGGCACCAAGUGCAUUAUUCAGGGUAUAAGGUAUUAGUACCCUACAUUGUGUAUACUACAUGUCCAGCAAGGAGUGUUUUUUUUAUCAUUGGCCACAAAACGGGGAAAACUCCCAUGGUGCCCUUUAUAAAAAUCCCAGGGACCCAGCGCCGUCUUAUGUAAAUCAUUCAUGCCUGUCCUUGUACUACAAUAUAAUGUUUAAUGAUCUUUUUCCUACAUUAACAUGCUAAUUUUGUUUGUUAACACAACUGGUUCCAACUGUCCUGCCACAAAAUUGACGGUUUAGUCACUGGUUUUAAAAAAAAUAGCUGAAAGUAUUGGUAGUCUUACAAAUCUUUAUUCCACUAGGAGUUAAAUAUAUUUGCCAUUUGCCUAUAAAAUGCAUUAAGCAAUGAUGAUACUAAUUCACCCUUUUUUUUUGAGUAUUUUAUGUGCUUUCUCAUGUAUUGUAAUGAAAAAUAAGUUUUGGGUUAAUCAGCACGCGUGGAGCUCAAAGCUCAACUACAGAUAUGAGUGCACCUCUGUAUGUCGACUGUCAGACACUGUUAUUAGAAAUAUAUAUUUACGUUUUCUAAUAGGGGACAGCUAAACAUUUGCAUAAACAUUGAAUUUGUUCUGUAUUCCUCUUGCCUGCACGGCAGGCUUUUUAUUUGGUGUGCAGAAAUAAGUAUAAUAGCUCACUUUAUAAAUGAGAAACUCCAUCCACUUUCACUCUGUUUUACUUUUUAUUAUUAUUCCCUUAUUUUCCUCUACUGUACUGUAUGUUAUUUUUUCUUUUUUUUUUGUGAAAUUCUACUGGCUUAUACUAUAUCAUUUUUGCAUAUUUUAAAAAUUCUAGUAUCUUAGAAUUUAAAAGUUUUAAAAGAAAUAAAGAAGGAAAAGUAGCGAAAAUGUGAUCGUGAGAGAGCCGUUUAAUGCCAUGUUAUUGAAUGCAAGUAAUUUCAUAGAAGAGAUUUUGCAUUUCAUUGUAAGAAAACAAUAAGAGUCUUUGAUGCAUCAGUUAUCUUUUGUAUACCAGCGCAUCUUCGGAUUUCCACAGACUCAUUUGAAAUGUAUUGAAAAAAUAAAUUCUUAUAGAGUAA